Messenger RNA from Pieris napi, 2796 nucleotides. RefSeq names its product regulator of G-protein signaling 7 (gene RSG7). The transcript has 16 exons. Gene Ontology annotation, biological process: regulation of G protein-coupled receptor signaling pathway; G protein-coupled receptor signaling pathway; intracellular signal transduction. Lineage: Eukaryota; Metazoa; Arthropoda; Insecta; Lepidoptera; Pieridae. Bases 673 to 2355 code for a protein of 560 amino acids. The record is from RefSeq and is a predicted model, not a curated record.
AUAAAAGUAUAUAAAGCGAGUCUAAAAAUAGAGCAACUGUUCAAUAGUCGAUCACUUCAUAACAUGCGCUUAUCAAACCUAAUAUUAUUCGACAAAAUAGAAAGACGCUACACAUGGAGGGAGAUCAUUCAUAAAUCCAUUCCUCACAAUUUAUCUGCUUAGCCAUCUUUCCUCUAACCUCUCGUUUUAUCGUGUAAAAAGGUAUAGUCUAUCUCCCUUACGCAAGGCACAGUUUUCUCACUAUCGUUCAAAAAGUGCAUUUGAUUAAUGGCUACUUGAAAUUUUGACAUUUCGCCGUGCACUGAUUUCGAAUACGAAAAUUUACGUUUAUCGCGUAUUUUUCUCGUAAUUUUUGAAUGAAAACCGAACGCUAUUUUUCGUUUCACUAAAUUAUAUCGAAGUUGGUUUGGAGACGUGAAUUUUAAUUGUAUCUCUGAAGAAAAACCACCAUAACUAUUCAAGCGAAAGAUUAAUUUGUUGCUUCGUUUAUUUUUCUAAUUAAAAAACUAUGAGUGCCCUGAGGGAUUGUGCUUUUGGUUUUUUUCAAUUUGUUUGUGGUUAGUGACCUUGUGUUAAGAAUCUCAAUGUAAAUUAUUAAGAAAUUAUUUAAUAUUUCACUAUGAAAGAACAUUAAUAAGUUUUUCUCAGGAAUUUAUAAGUGAGUGUGUUAAAAUGGUUACGAUGAAUUCAAAUGAGAAGACGGCUCAGAAGGCCUGUCAGCAGGGACCUUCCAAAGAGGUGGCAAAAUCAGGAAAAGAUGAUAAGGAAAAUGAGAAGAAAGAAAAGAAAGACAGAGAGAGCAUGAUAGCUAACAUGCCACCCAGUGUUCAGGCACUGAUGGCUACAGUACCUUCACCAGAAGAAUCGCCUAACUAUCUGGCAUAUAAGAAGAUGGAAGCUAUCAUAGAGAAAAUGCAAGAUGAAAACACAGGGGUGCCUGUUCGUACUGUCAAGAGCUUUAUGAGUAAAAUACCAUCCGUUUUCACUGGCUCAGAACUGGUGGCAUGGUUGACCCGUCAUCUCAAUCUGGAAGACGCUUGGGAGGCUCUGCACCUGUCUCAUCUUUUGGCAGCUCAUGGCUACUUAUUCCCUAUAGAUGAUCAUUGUCUGACGGUGAAGAAUGAUAAUACCUAUUAUAGGUUCCAAACGCCGUACUUUUGGCCCUCAAAUCAGUGGGAGCCUGAAAAUACGGAUUACGCGGUAUACCUCUGCAAGCGAACAAUGCAGAACAAGGCGCGUUUAGAACUGGCUGAUUAUGAGGCAGAGUCUUUGGCGCGAUUACAGAAGAUGUUCAGCAGGAAAUGGGAGUUUAUAUUCAUGCAGGCAGAGGCUCAGAGUAAAGUUGAUAAAAAAAGGGAUAAGUUGGAGAGGAAAGUUCUGGACAGCCAGGAGAGGGCAUUCUGGGAUCUUCAUAGACCUAUGCCCGGAUGUGUGAACACAACUGAAUUGGAUCCAAAGAAACUGUCAAGGAUUAACGCGUUAAAGGAAAAACGGCUUCAGCUAUGCAGAGAGCUCAUCACGCAGCACAAUUUGAAGAACAACCCAAUAGUAACAAUCACGAACCCUCAAGAAAGCGAAGAGGCCAUACAGAAGAAUUCUGAGGCCGUUAAGGAAAAUGGCGAAUCGUCCCACUCUGAACUGGCAACACUGGAGGGUGACAAGCCGAGUAUUGAAGCACAGAUUGAAGCGGCUAAACGACAAGUUGCGGUUUUGAAGGCGCGACUCGAGAGACGAAACGUUCGCGUCAGUAAGGUUGCAGAAAUAUUCAUAUCGUACUGCGAGCAAUAUGCCGAGUAUGACGCGUUCCUGACUCCACCGGAGUGGCCCAAUCCAUGGAUAAGCGAUACCACGGAGCUGUGGGAUCAAGAGAAGCAAUGUAAAGAACCACUUCCCCUCCGUCGCGUCAGACGCUGGUCGUUCAACCUUCGGGAACUGCUCCGUGAUCCUCCAGGCAGGGAUCACUUCGCGAAGUUUCUCAAUAAGGAAUUCAGUGGGGAAAAUCUCAACUUCUGGUUGGCCGUGCAAGAGUUGAAGGCUCUCCCGAUAUGUCGCGUGGCCUCUCGAGCUCGGGAUAUUUGGAAGGAGUUUCUCGACUCCAACGCACCUUCGCCCGUUAAUAUUGAUGCUGCGAGCAGGGAACUAACUCGUGUGAGAGUGGAGUCUGGCAAACCGGAUAGAUAUUGCUUUGAUCAGGCGCAGGCUCACGUGUACCAUUUAAUGAAGUCUGACAGCUAUUCAAGAUACCUCCGCUCGGAGAUGUAUAAGGAUAUAUUGAAUGGAUCAAAGAAAAAGACAUCCGUAAAAGGUAUACGUUCAAUCGUGUCAUUCACCGGAAGAAAGGAAACGUCCUAUUAAUGAAUUGAAAAUUUAACUUGAAAAUCGGAUUAUACUAAGUUGGAAUUGCUGAUGUGAUUUCUUUGGCGCUAUCAAGAUUCUACUGAUAAGUUUUCAUUGAGAAGAGUUUGGCAUGUGUCAAAUGUCAGUGUCAAGUCAAGGUAUAGUUGAAGUCAAUUGUCAUCAGAUUGAUAUGGGAUUUAUGGAAUGAUCUCACGGAUAUUUAAGCAAUAUUAAACUUUUGGAUGUAGUUUCUGUCGAUUUUCAAACAAUAUUAUAUUAUUUAGAAAUAUAUAGUGUAAACUCUUUUAUCGACUGUCAAGGGACUGCGCAUUUCGACGUUUCAAAGAUUUAGAGGGGAAAGAAAAAUCUGUAUUAGAAAGUUUUAUUUUAGACUAGUGUUAGUAAUUACAUAAAUAAAUAAUAGUUAAAAAAAACUAAAAAACACGCUUUUAAAGCACA